AGAGCGCACGCGUGAAGACGGGAGGCAGAAUAUUUUGCGCAGACUGUGUACUGUACAUGGCCAUUGAUGCUGCGAGAUGGAUGUAGCCCCCCUGGUGUAAAUAAGAAUGGCGAGGCCAGCGGGUGUACAAUGCAGCGCUUGACAUCGGUGCGUUACAUGGGAUUAUUUGUACAAUCGUCCUUUUGCCGUUUUCAUCGGAAUCUGCCAGCUUGACAGCCAGCUCCUGAUGGCUCGCAUUUGACACACGAAAAGGGAGGCAUAAGCAGACGAGGCGGCUUCUUCUGAUAAACACUCGGGAAAAACAGGUCAUUAUGACCUUAGUAUCCGCCGUCAAAAGAAAACCAUCGGAUGGCGUCUACGCGGCAGCUCUCUGCUUGCACCUUUUGCUUUGGGUUUCGUGUGCCGUGUCCGAGGAGGAGCAUCAUCAUCACUUCAACGCUGAGGAAUGGCUACAAAGGUAUGGGUACCUUGUCAACUCACAGCCGGGAAUGUCCACGCUGCGCUCAGUCCAGUCCAUGCACUCUGCUAUAGCAACAAUGCAGCGAGUAUAUGGCCUCAAUGUCACCGGGAACCUGGAUGACAGAACCAAGGACUGGAUGCAGAAGCCAAGGUGUGGCGUCCCAGACAAAGGUACCUCCCGGUCGCGGCGGCGGAGGUAUGCUCUAACGGGACAGAAGUGGCAGCGCACGCACAUUACUUACAGUAUAAAAAAUGUCACGCCGAAGGUGGGAGCCCGUGAGACGCAUGACGCUAUCCGACGGGCGUUUGACGUGUGGCAGGGAGUGACACCUCUGCGAUUCGAGGCCGUCCCAUACAGUGCCCUGGAGACAAGCCGGAGGGAGGUGGACAUCACCAUCAUCUUUGCCUCUGGUUUCCACGGUGACAGCUCCCCCUUCGACGGAGAGGGAGGCUUCCUGGCUCACGCAUACUUCCCCGGACCUGGCAUCGGAGGCGACACGCAUUUCGACUCAGAUGAACCCUGGACCCUCGGGAAUCCCAACCACGACGGUAAUGACUUGUUCUUGGUGGCGGUUCAUGAGUUGGGACACGCCCUCGGUCUGGAGCACUCCAACGACCCCACUGCCAUCAUGGCCCCCUUCUACCAGUACAUGGACACCGAGAACUUCAAACUACCUCACGAUGACCUGCAGGGCAUACAGAAGAUAUAUGGUCCACCGGACAGAGCGCCACAGCCCACCAGGCCUCCGCCCACUGUACCGCCUCCUCGCUUCCAUCCGCCCUCUGACCCUCGCAAGCACGAUCGCCACUCGUCCCGCCCACACAGACCUCCACAGGGAGCCAAACCCUCCAACCCCAACUCCAAACCCAACAUCUGUGAUGGAGGCUUCAACACACUCGCCAUCCUGCGCCAAGAGCUCUUUGUGUUCAAGGACCAAUGGUUCUGGAGAGUGCGGGACAACUCUGUGGUACCUGGAUAUCCCAUGCAGAUAAACUACUUCUGGAAAGGCCUGCCUCCGAAAAUCGAUGCCGUUUAUGAAAACAGUGAAGGGAAAUUUGUCUUCUUCAAAGGAAACCGUUUCUGGGUGUUUAAGGACACGACACUGCAGCCCUCGUAUCCUAAGGACAUCUCACUGUUUGGGAGUGGCAUGCCCGCCCAGAACAUCGAGACAGCUGUCUGGUGGGAGGACGCGGCCAAAACCUACUUCUUCAAAGGCGACAGAUACUGGAGGUACAAUGAGGAAAUGAGGACAAUGGACCCGGGUUACCCAAAACCCAUCACCAUCUGGAAGGGCAUCCCGGACUCUCCACAGGGAGCUUUUGUGGACAAGGCCAAUGGCUUCACCUAUUUUUACAAAGGUAAAGAGUACUGGAAGUUCAACAACCUUCUUCUACGUGUUGAGCCCGGAUAUCCCCGUUCUAUUCUGAGGGACUUCAUGGGCUGUGACGGUCUCCCAGCAGACCCCGAUUGGGACUGGAGCCCCCCAGUGGCUGAAGAGCGUCAUUACGACAACGGAGACGCAGACGUGGUCAUUAAACUGGACAGCACGGGAGGCACAGAGAAGGCAGUGGCCAUAGCAAUCCCCUGUGUCCUGGCACUUUGCAUGAUGGUCCUCCUCUACACAGUGUUUCAGUUCAGGAGGAAGAGCACGCAGCGCCACAUACUGUACUGCAAGCGCUCCAUGCAGGAGUGGGUCUGAAGGACUAACCCCAUGGAGACGGGUGUAAAAUGCUGAUAAAAGGCGAGUUAUUGCUCUAAGCCUUGGUAAUGACAGUAGUCCAUAAGAGUUGCAGUGUGGGCAGAUUUAGCCCAAACUCAUAAUAUGUAAGAAGCAGCAGAACUCAAGUGAAGACAGCAAUGGAGCUGUGUCUCCUGUGUCCUACAACUUAUAAAUAUGUAUCUGCUUUGACUUGUCUCUCAAAUGGACUUGAAAAAGAGACAUUGUUGAGUGGGACUUUUGUCUGUCCUCGUCUCUGCACGCCACUUAACAAGCCACUAGCGCAAGCCAGUGGACAAUUAGACAUAGGGUACUACAUUCAUCUUCUAAGCGCCCUAACAUGUGUUUGUUUAUUUGGAGUCCAUGUACAAAAUGAUUCAUUGUAUGGAAGGCUAAAACACAAACCAAAUAGACUUUUCUUCCAAAGAGGAUUAACACCCAACAUUACUUCAGUGAUUUCUCUCUAAUGUUGGCUGUAAGAUGGUGGCGUCAAGGUUUUCUUUGCCAUUUCUAUUCAUAUCUUCCCAUCUGCUGUGUAAUUAGCAAGAUAGGAAACAGUUUUAGCGCAGCCUAUGAACCGAUGACUGUUGUGGCAGGGUAUCUCUGAACAGGGGCCAACAAACCUCUUUGCAAUACAUGAGACCGCCUUAAUCACAGGUCGCUUCCUGAAGGCUCUGUGGGAGUUCACCACAAGGAUUUACCAUCUUCACUCCGACUGUUUACUUUUGUUAAUGCAGAGGAAGUGGGAAUUGUAAAAUUCCACAACAACCUGUACAGUACAUCGACACAGGCCAUCUGAGUAACAGAUCAACACUUUAUGUUGCUAGUCUCCUUAUUGGUCUGCAAUGCGCAGUGUAUAUGAAGAUGGAUAUAGUCUGAAUAAUUCUCAAUAUAGAUGCCACCUAGUGGUAGGGUUUAGGAUGGCCCAUUGCUGCUGUUACAGUAAAUAGAACUGUUAAACAUGAUUAUACAUAACAAUUCCCUCAUAUGAAUUCAUAAUUGAUGUAAUUUCAUCAAAUCUGUAUAAUAACCAUUGAAUGAAGAUGCAAAGCACAACUAAUGUUCAAGUUUAUUAUUAUUUUAUUUGACAGUUGAAAUAACAGAAUACUAUGAGUAUUGAUAGGUGGGCUCUGAUGGACACUGCUGUCCUUAACACUUUGUCUUAUUAUAGCCUUCUAUGAAGUAAAUAUUAACUAGAAGAAUAUAUUCACACUGCAGGAUUUGAUUUGUGUGACAAACAUUAGUAUCAGAGCAAUAAUGUUUUCAGUGAAUCCAACAGUUACAUGUUGUCAUGAUUUGAAUACAUGACCCAUUUAAGAGCUCUGUCCCAGCUCUAAAUUUAGCAUGUGCUUCCUGAUUAACAACCUGUUCCCAGCCAAACCAAUAACAACAAACACUUUGUCCAUCUUUAUAUACAGACCAAUGUCCAACUGUGUUACUCAAUAAAGUUUAGAUUUUAAGAACAUUUUGUACUUUGUACGGUUACAACAUAACAAGACGGACAUUAACUGCGUUGUGGUCAUACAAUGUAAUAGAGACACAAACAUUUCAACUUCUUACCACUGUAUAUCAGAGCUACUGUAUAUCUAAUAUGCAACACAAUUACUCACUGAAAAAGGGAACUGUGCUACAAUCUCUGUCUAUGUCAAAUCAAAUAUAUCAAUUUACUUACGCUCUACUAAAAUGACUAAUACUUCUAAUUAAAACUUAACUAACAUCAACAGUAAUCGAAAACACAUUUUCUGAAUAAGAAAUACUCUACACAAAUAAUUCCUCUACUAUACUAAUUGAUUACAUUUACAUAUAAAUGUAAUAAAAAUGGAUCAAUGUUAAAACUUCAUAUCUGGUCCUGUAAUGGCCUUUUGUAGCUGAAAAGUGGUAUUAUAUUUCUGUUAAUGGAGACUAAGUUUGUAAAUAUUGGUGCUUUUUGCUUUUGUUAUUUGUUUACUUGAAAGAUUCUAAAGCAUCAGUGAUUAUUACCUUUUUGGCACUUUAUCAUCCAAUUUCUUUUUAUCUUACCAUAAUUAUCUUCCAUUUAAAGCAACGUUAUUUCGUCAUCAAGUCCAUACAUAUCAUGAAAUUCCUUGUAGAGCUUAGCAUGGCCAGUCAUAUAUAUUAAUUGUGCAUCAAAGUGAGUUGGGGAUUUUCAUUCAGAACAAUUGCAAAUAUCAUCCAACUAAUUGUAACAGCCAAUCUUAUGUCAUGCCUCAUUUCUAAUUUGCUGUUUGUCAGUUUGAAUUCAAGCUCAAUAUUGUUUUAUAUAUUGUGAAACAUUAGUAUGGCUGGCCAGGCUUGGUCAAUCUCUACACUGUUAUGGCUGCUAUAGGGAAAACCUCAGUGGCUUGUGUGUUGCUUCUGAUUUUGUACGUUGUUGUUCAAAUUUGUGGUCUUUGGAAAGGGUUAACUGCUGUAUCAUUGUGAGGGUGUGAGGCUGUAGAAAUUCAAGUUUUAUUUAAGAGUAUCUGAUUUCGUAUCAUUAAAUUAAGACAGCCAUUCAUAGUAGAAACAUGUCACUUGAAACACUGGCUUCUCUGACGGGUUCAUUUUUGGCCAUUUCUUCGUCUGCGCUGCUAAGCAUUAGGGCUAAUUUGGAGUGUCAUUAAAAAGAGUACAUGUGGUUGAUUAGACAGCGAUUGAAAAUGUCAAGAGUGUGUGUGGGAUAAGAGCAUUUGUCAAGAUCUUAGGUGUAAUAGAUUGAAAAAGUACAAGAUUUGUACUUAUAAAUGCUGUAUAUGAAGUAUUGCAUAUGUACAUACAGAGUGAAUACAGUUUGCUUGGGUUGUUUUUCAUUUUAAAAACAUGGAAAUUUGCUGUGUGUUGUAAAUAAACCAAGUGCAUAAUGACAAA
Molecule: messenger RNA, 5024 nt
Organism: Periophthalmus magnuspinnatus
Lineage: Eukaryota; Metazoa; Chordata; Actinopteri; Gobiiformes; Gobiidae
Gene: mmp16b
Product: matrix metallopeptidase 16b (membrane-inserted)
Exons: 10
Coding region: 312-2159 (615 amino acids)
Biological process (GO): extracellular matrix organization; proteolysis; skeletal system development
Cellular component (GO): extracellular matrix
Molecular function (GO): zinc ion binding; metalloendopeptidase activity
Source: RefSeq, a predicted model, not a curated record